AAGUGUCACAUGUGUCAACCAACCUCCAAAGUCCUGCUGAAUGUGCACCUAGCCUCUGUUAGGUAAUUAAUUAUUUAAAUAAGCUUUAACUGAGUGUGUUCAGAUGUGAUUCACCGGCGCCGGUAAUUAAAAAUAUUGGGUUUCGUAUUUAUUAUGAAUACGGUCCAUCUGAAGCUCAGGUCCUUCACAUUCCUGUUUGUCAAAGGCAGAGCUCUCUCUGCUGGUCCUCCGGCUGUCGCACGCUGUCAUUUUCGUUUCCCCCGGACUGUUCUCCAGUUUUUCCGAACAAUGGCCACUAACAAUAACCCGGAGACGAGACAGCCGCCGGGUUUGAAGAAAGCCAAGCAGAAGGAGCCGCUGCGGCGAGUGAAAACCAAAGAGAACCGCAGCAGACGAGGCGACGUUCACGGACCGUCCACGGUGUACCUGCAGGUGGUCGGCGCUGGGAGCAGGGAUAAUGCUGCGUCACUGUAUGUCUUCUCCGAGUACAACAGGUAUCUGUUUAACUGUGGAGAAGGAACACAGAGACUCAUGCAGGAACACAAACUGAAAGCUGCUCGAUUGGACAACAUCUUCCUGACCAGACUGAGCUGGGAGAAUGUGGGAGGUUUAUCAGGGAUGAUAUUAACCUUGAAGGACACUGGUGUUCCAGAGUGUGUUCUCUCCGGACCUCCACAGCUGGAGAACUACCUGAAUGCCAUCAAGUCGUUCUCUGGACCACUGGAAGACAUCAAGCUGUCGGUUCGACCGUACACUGAAGAGACGUACACGGACGAGACAAUGACUGUUUAUCAAGUGCCAAUAUUUGCACAGUUGAGGGGUGAUGGCGGAAAGCUUUCCUCCACGUCAGGCAGGAGUAGCCCCUCUCGAAGUCCUGCCUCUCCCAGGAUAGACGACAUCCACACUAACAGCCACGGUGGAAGGCCAGGUGAGUCCUGUGAAAGACAAAACUCAGCUAAAGAUACCUCUUUGGUGGUUUCUUUCAUAUGUAAGCUUCACCCCAAGAAGGGAAAUUUCUUAGUCGCUCAAGCCAAGGAGCUCGGUUUGCCAGUAGGCACAGCAGCAAUCGGUCCACUCAUAGCAGCUUUGAAGGACGGGAAAAGUAUCACAUACCAAGGACAAGAGAUCCGGCCUGAGCAGGUUUGUACUCCCACUGACCCAGGACCAGUCUUUAUUAUUGUCGAGUGUCCGUCUGAGGAGUUUGUUGAAGCGGUUUGCACCAAUCGGCAGCUGAGAAGAUACCAAACAGGAGGGACAGAGGACUGCACUGCGUUGGUAGUCCACAUGACCCCAGAGUCUGUUUUGGAAACGGAUCAAUACAAAAAGUGGAUGGAGAGGUUUCCAUCCACAACAGAACACCUGAUCCUUAAUGAACACGUCUGUACGGUCCACAACAUCCGAAGUCACAAGAUUCAGGCGCAGCUGAACAUGAUUCACCCAGAAAUCUUUCCAGAACUCAAGUCUUACAAAACAAAGGAGCCUCAGGCUGCUCUACACGUCACCAACGUCAGAGCCGAGUGUCUGCUCAAGUUCCAGCUCCGACCUGUAAUGGAGUGGCAAAGAGAUGCCAUCCCCUCCUGCAACACUAAAAACUUUGUGAAAGAGGCUUCUGAAGUCUCGAACUUUCUGGAAGAAGUGGACAGCUGCAGGCGGAUUUGCUCGGCUGAUGCUGCAGAGCUUUCGGGACGAGGACAAAAAUACCCAGAGGUGGUUUUCAUGGGAACAGGAUCAGCUCUUCCAAUGAAGAUCAGAAACGUCAGUGGCACUUUAGUUAAUAUCAGCCCGAGUCAGUCGGUACUGUUGGACUGUGGAGAGGGAACAUUCGGUCAGCUCUGCAGACACUACGGGGACGAUGUGGACGAGGCUCUGUCUAAGAUCUCAACAGUCUUCAUCUCACACAUGCAUGCUGACCACCACACAGGGCUGCUGAUGUUGCUGUAUCAGAGGGAAAGAGCACUGGCAACAUUGGGAAAAGAAUUCAGUCCCAUCUACCUGGUGGCUCCGGUCCAGAUCAUGACCUGGUUCAACCAGUAUCACAAUUACUGUGAGGACAUCCUCAACCAUAUCAACUUCAUCCCUAACAGUUUUCUGUGUGAUGGUGCCGAGGUGCCCAAACAGAGGACAAAGUCAUUCAUCCAAGCGCUGCUGAAAAAAAAUGAUCUGGAAAAGUUCCAGACGUGCAUAGUGCGUCACUGUAAGAACGCCUUCGCCUGCAGCUUCACUCACCAGUCAGGCUGGAAACUGGCCUUUUCUGGUGACACCAUGCCCUGCGAUGCGUUCGUUCACAUCGGAAAGAGUGCAACCUUACUAAUCCACGAGGCCACGCUGGAAGAUGGGCUGGAGGAGGAAGCUGUAGAGAAAAGGCACAGCACAACCUCCCAGGCCAUCGGUAUCGGCAUGAGGAUGAACGCUGAGUUCAUCAUGCUGAACCACUUCAGCCAGCGUUAUGCCAAGAUCCCUCUUUUCAGUGAAGACUUCAGUGACAGAGUGGGGAUAUCAUUCGACCACAUGAGAAUUCGCUUUGGGGACUUUAAAAUCCUACCCAGGCUCAUUCCUGCACUUAAAACCCUUUUCGCCGAGGAGAUCGGUGAGAUGGAGGAGAGAAGAGACAGGAGGGAGCUGAGACAUCCAAGAGGAAGCAGCUCUGAGGUAAACAGUGAGACGCCCGACGUGGCUCGAGGUGCCAAAAGAGACCAGGAGGAGGCAGCGACACACAACGUAGAAACAAAAAGACUGAAAACCAGCUGAAGCCUGAGUGAACAGUGUUCGAUUAAUUAUGAGAUCAGAGAAAAGGACUUUUAUUUAAAUGAAUUUGAGAUUUUUAUUUGGUUAAAUUGAAGAAAAUGCUUGUAUAUUCUGGGCAUUGCUGUGCACACACUAAGCUGUAAUCUUAGUUUUGGAUUUCAUUACAACAGAAUAAAGCAAUACCACACAGUAUAAACAUGAAAACGA
Messenger RNA from Micropterus salmoides (largemouth bass), 2952 nucleotides. RefSeq names its product elaC ribonuclease Z 2 (gene elac2). Gene Ontology annotation, molecular function: 3'-tRNA processing endoribonuclease activity. Gene Ontology annotation, cellular component: mitochondrion. The transcript is spliced from 24 exons. Gene Ontology annotation, biological process: mitochondrial tRNA 3'-end processing. The record is from RefSeq and is a predicted model, not a curated record. Lineage: Eukaryota; Metazoa; Chordata; Actinopteri; Centrarchiformes; Centrarchidae. Bases 154 to 2748 code for a protein of 864 amino acids.